Molecule: messenger RNA, 5158 nt
Organism: Aaosphaeria arxii CBS 175.79
Lineage: Eukaryota; Fungi; Ascomycota; Dothideomycetes; Pleosporales
Exons: 6
Coding region: 146-4969 (1607 amino acids)
Biological process (GO): negative regulation of transcription by RNA polymerase II
Cellular component (GO): Sin3-type complex; chromatin
Molecular function (GO): transcription corepressor activity
Source: RefSeq, a predicted model, not a curated record
ACAUAUUCUACCUUCUAUCAUCGAUUCCUGCGAUAGCACUCAUGCUCUAGGUUGAGCUUGGGCGCUUUUCAGAACACAAAUACACGUCUACACCGUCAAGGUCUGACCCGAACCCAAUCACAGAGCAACUCGUUGCGCAGACGCAAUGAACCCGGCACAUCGCGACGGGUGGCCACCUGCGCAGCCGAAUGGCCCAGGACCAGGACCACAGCAAACAGAACAAGCGUCGGGACAACCUCCACGACAGCUAGGUACAUAUGGGCCAGGCGCUGCCAACCAACAGGCACCCUCACAUGCUUCCCCAGCGCAGAACUCGGGACCUGUCCUCCCUCCACCGUCAGGAGCUCCUUUCUAUUCCUCGAAUUCUGCCUCAGCGCACAAUCAGAAUCUUCCCUCGCUCCCCGGGUUGACGGGACCCCCUCAAGCGUCACCACAUCAAUCUGCCCAGCGACCGCCCUCUUCAGAGUCUGGACCCAACGCACAGAAUCCGCAAGGUCCUCCGCAAGGUCCUCCAUACUCGCUACCGGGCAUAUCGCAGACCCUCCAACAGGCGCAGAAUCCUGCGGCUGCGGAGAGAGAAAGGGAAAUGCGCGAGCGGGAGGCUCGAGAGCGAGAACUCAUGGAGUCGCAUGCUGCGCAACAACAUGCCGCGCAACAUGAGGAGCUCAUAAAGCGCGAGGCCGACCAGCGCGACAGAGAACUCAGAGAGCGCCAACAGCGCGAGCAGGCUGCACAUGAAAACCACACUGGUCCUAUCCAGAUUCACCAGCCAGUCGCAGUAGCACCUUCGGCAAGGACCAUACACGGACCCAAUGGCCUUUUGGGCCAGACGGGACCUUUGGGCGGGCCGAACGCGGUCCCUGGUCCCACGAGCGGCGCGAACGCGCCAGGUGGUGGCAUUUACAAUGGCCCGGCUCAGCAAGGAGAGACAACCCCAAGGAUGCAGCAUGCAGUACAACCUCCCCCGCAGCAAACCAUGCUCAUGCCAUUUGGUGGUCCCCCAGGAGGCCCCAUGGCGGCCAUGGGCCAAGGGCAACAGCCAAUUCUGAAUGACGCACUCAGCUAUCUCGACCAGGUCAAGGUCCAGUUUGCGGAUCAUCCAGAUGUUUAUAACCGAUUCCUGGACAUCAUGAAGGAUUUCAAGAGUGGAGCAAUCGAUACCCCAGGUGUCAUUGAACGGGUUUCCACUCUUUUCGCUGGAAAUCCCAAUUUGAUUCAGGGCUUCAACACCUUUCUUCCUCCAGGCUACAAGAUUGAGUGCGGCACAAAUGGAGAUCCAAACGCCAUUCGAGUCACGACACCAAUGGGUACAAUGGUAUCAACCAUGCCAGCUGCCAGGCCACUGUCGCCUCCUAGAAGCACUGCGGUGAAUGGAAACGCUGCUCCUGCGAACGAAAGCCCAUACGAGGCACAGCAGACCCGAUGGCAACAACAGCCGAGGAAUCCAGGUCCUGAGCAACAAGAUACCUUCUUUUCGCCUAACGGCAGGGCCCUCGGACAGCCACUUUUUGGACCGCAACAAGGCCAGCCUGCACCAACGCCUCUUUCUCCCGAGGUUAGCAAUCGUGCACACCCUGAUGCGGUUACCACGGCCGCAGCCAUGGCUCACCAGCAAGAGCAGAGGGGCGUAUCCCAACUACAGAAUGCCGUCUCUGCAGCAACAGGACGUGCGGUGAUGUCCCCUAGCAGAGAGCUUGGUGUCCCUCUUCCAGGACAGGCUGCCAACGGAGGCAUCCAGCCUGGCCCGAUGGGUGGUGUUGGCGCUGAGAAACGUGGACCUGUGGAGUUCAAUCAUGCGAUUAGUUACGUGAACAAGAUCAAGAACCGAUUCGCCUCGCAGCCAGAUAUCUACAAGCAGUUCCUGGAGAUACUCCAGACAUAUCAGCGUGAAUCAAAGCCAAUCCAGGAUGUGUACGCGCAAGUAACCACUCUAUUCGGUGCUGCGCCCGACCUUCUGGAGGACUUCAAGCAAUUUCUUCCGGAAUCGGCUGCUCAACAUCGUCAGCAACAACAGCAAGCGGCGAGACAAGCUGAAGAUGCGGCUGCCUUUAAUAAUACACGGGAGCCAGCCUACGGACAGACACCAAACCAUCAGCAAACUCCUCGUGCGGAAGCUUCGCGACUUCCACCCAUGGGCAACUUUGCGCCAACGCCUACUGCGAAUCGCGACAACAAGCGCAAGCGUGGCGAACGCCAGAACGCUGGACCUGCGGCCGCUCCUGUUCCCCCUCCUGCACCACAGGACGUGCCCACCUCUAACAUGAGGAGCAGCUUCACACAAGGGAACAUCAAUAAGCGCGCAAAGACAGGUCAUGCUGCAAAGCAGCCCUUGGUUACGGAUGGUCCACCGGUAUCGCCAUCACUCACACCGGCUCUCCCCGAGCCUUUGCCUCCAAGCACAACUACAAGCCCUAACCAGGAAGAGCUGGCUUUCUUCGACCGCGUGAAGAAGUUUAUCGGCAACAAGAACACCAUGAACGAGUUCCUCAAGCUUUGCAAUCUCUUCUCGCAGGAUUUGAUCGACAAGAAGCUGUUUGUGGUACGCGCGCAAUCCUUCAUCGGCGGAAAUCAGGAGCUCUACUCUUGGUUCAAGAAGUUCAUGGGCGAGGAAGAAGAGCAGCAGGUCAACACUCGACCCAAGACGGUCAACUCCAGGGUAUCUCUCUCGAAUUGUCGCAGCCUUGGUCCCAGCUAUCGCCUGCUCCCUAAGCGCGAGCGUGAACGUGUGUGCAGUGGCCGCGAUGAACUCUGCCGCUCCGUUCUGAACGACGAAUGGGCAUCGCAUCCCACCUGGGCUUCCGAGGACUCUGGUUUCGUCGCCCAUCGCAAGAAUCAAUUCGAGGAAGGUCUUCAUCGCAUUGAGGAAGAGCGACACGACUACGACUUCAACAUCGAGGCUUGCACACGUACCAUUCAGCAGCUCGAGCCUAUCGCCAGCCAGAUCCUCGCACUCAAGGGAGACGAGCGACUGCAUUAUCGUCUUCCACCCGCACUUGGUGGCCAGAGUGAGAGCAUCUACAAGCGAGUCAUCAUGAAGAUUUACGGCCGUGAGAAGGGCCAACAGGUCAUCCAAGAGCUCUUCACUCUUCCUUUCGGUGUCGUUCCGGUCUUACUCCAUCGACUGAAAUCGAAGUUGGAAGACUGGAAGGCCGCUCAGCGGGAGUGGGAGAAGGUGUGGCGCGAGCAAACGCAGAAGAUCUUCUGGAAGUCCUUAGACCACCAGAGUCUUUCAGUUAAACAGAAUGACAAGCGACAGUUCCAGCAAAAGUCCUUGUCGAACGAGAUUCAGGUCCGCUACGAGGAGCAGAAGCGGAUGCAGGAGAUCCAGGAGCUUCCUCAACCUGAUUAUCAAUUUGCAUUCUCCUUCAAGGACGAGGACGUCCUUAUUGACGUCGCUCGUCUCAUUCUCGCCUACGCGGAGAACAACACCGGUGUCGACUUCGCAAAGGUCGUUCCUUUCAUCAAGGAGUUCGUCCCGCUCUUCUUCGGCAUUGAUUCGACAAAGUUCGAUCAACGGGUCCAGAGCUUUGCUCGUGAUUCUUCCAGCAACGAAUCUGGUGAGGACACUCCUAGUGCGGAGGAGGAUACGUCCAACCGUUCACAGAAGCAGAAGAAGGGCGACCUGCGACGUGGCGUCCUUGACCCUCGUGGAAAGUCGCGCAAGGAGAAGGAAGACAGCACCGCGUCAGCUAGCCGAGAUACCACUCCAGACGUGACAUCCGCGGCUGAAGAAGAAGCUGCCGAGAGCUCAAAUUCGAACGGCAACGGCAAUGGCACCGGCGAGCGCAGUUCAGCACGAUGGGUCGAGCAUUCGGCUCAACCGACAGCAUUGGGUGAUCGGGAGCUCGAGCAUGAUGAGCCGUACCGCCGUACCGUGUACAACAUGUACGCGAACUCGCCGAUCUACUGCUUCUUCCGCAUGUUUGUCUACCUGUAUGAGCGACUUCUUAAGCUCAAGGAGAACGAGGAUGAAGUACGGGAGACCGUCACACGCGCAUUGGUGCACAAGCCGGCACACGAUCUCAAGAUGCUUGACAAGCAGCCCUCGGAUUUCUUCAAGGACACCUCGCCUACUGCCAAUUAUUACCAACAGAUCCUUGAUCUACUCCAGGAGCAAAUCCUCAGUGAAGUCGACAUGGCGACUAUCGAGGAGACGCUGCGACGAUAUUACUUGCAGUGCGGAUGGCAAAUGUACUCCUUCGAUAGGUUGAUGGGGUCUCUUGUUCGAUUCAGUCUGGCAGUUGUCAGCCAUGACAACAAGGAGAAGACACAAGACAUCUACAAUCUCUUUAGGAAAGACCGGGUCAACGAGGUCACCACACAUAAGCAAGAAAUCGGCUACAGGAAGGCCGUGGAGAAGUUUGCAAAGGAUGCAGACACAUACCGCAUUGCCUACGAUCCUGCUAAGAUGACAGCCUAUAUUCGCCUCUUCAAGAAGGACGAUCCUACAUUCGACCACAGUGUGUUGGACCGUGUCAAGCGCUGGCGAUGCUACGUUGCUGCGUACAUGGCCGUGGAACCCACCGAGGGAGUUCAGCUCAGCAAAGUGCAUAGCCCUUAUCUCAAGAACAAGCUGGCAAAGAGCCACGAACUCGCCGAUGACGAGCGAUUCGAUUUGGUCAACCACUUGGAUAAGAUCACCGUGUCAGUUAGUCCCGCCGGGUACACCAUGAAGUUCAUGGCGACCGAGCCCUUCGGCGUCGGAGGAGUCCAGUAUUUCGUCCAACCCGACAGGGUUCGUGCUGGAGCUACCGAAGGCCUCAAGAACCCGGAAGAGGAAUACAAAGCCCUCCGAGAAUCCAGGAAGGAGCGUAUCCAAGAGCGCCUCGCCCGGAACACCACCUGGAUGAAGGACCUCAGUCGCGACGACGUCGACGCCGUCAAGGCCGCGCUGAAGAAGGAUCUCGAGGAGCCCAAGAAGGUCGAUCAGCAAGCCGAGGAGGAAGACGUCGAGAUGGCUGAGUCAUAGAGCAAGCACUACAAGGCAUUCACUGCGGGCAUAACGAAAGGCGAGGGCAUUGGUUUCAGUUCAGGUUGCAUAUUUCCCCAUUACCGAGCGAACGAGACGAAGAAGACAACAAUAAAAUUAACAUUUUCCUGGCGCAUCAAUCACAUCAUCACAUGCAAGAGAGAGGGGCGGGAGUGAGAACGAGAAUUC